GAAAAGUCUCGCUCGUUUCAUUUGCGCUCUCUGUUUAGUGCAGAUCGAUCUUUCGCAAGUGAUAGUUGUGUGAGGAUAUAUUACGGUUAAACAAAAUAACGGGUAAUAUAAAGGAAAACUCAUUGUGGUUUCAUUUGGCUUAUAGCUUAAAGGGUUAAAACUUAAAUCUAAUAAAGGAAGAUGAAGCAUCAAUUUAUAAUUUUUGUAAUAGUGUACUAUAUGUGUACUGAAGUUGAUGGACGUUAUGUUCAGCAACAUGAGACAAAUAGAAAAAUAAGUGAUAAUAUUGAAAGAAAACAUCCCAGUCAUAGCCCUGAACGACAUUCACGAAAUCGCAGACAAUCCUAUUUUUCAAAUGAUCCGGAUUACAUGAGAUUAUACAGAAAUAAUAGAUUGGAUGACUAUCUUACAGACAUGACCUUUUCUAUUAGAGACAUAGCGGCUAGUCUGAACCAUUUAACAAGAAAUAAUCAAUAUAAUCCUUUUAAUUAUGACAGAAGAGAAUAUAGUUGUAAUUGCGAUGAAUCGAUACGUAAAUUAUUAUCCAUAGUUGAAGAGCUUGCAUCACGCGCAAAAAAUCCGCCCUCACCGCCACCACCACCGUCCAUCCAGGUUGUAUACAUUCCAUAUCCAGUUACGGAAAAUAUCAAAGAGAAACCAAAACAAAAUAUAACCAUUAAACCUAGAAUAGACGUUGAUGAUCCCAACAUGAUCUGGAUGAAUUCUCCAAGGAAAGUUGUAGAUGAGUCUGAAGAAGAAGACGAUGGUUCAAGACCGGUCUUAUUUAAACCAAUCGCUUCGAAGAAAUCUGUUGUUACAUCUUCCCCAUUUGAAAAAAGAAGCUACGAAGAAGAGAUACAGAGAACAACUUCGAAACCACUGGAAAAUGAUCCAUGUGAGGGAGCUAUAUUACAUUGUUGCGGAAUGCAAAACGAUGAAUUGAAGAAAUGCUUUGCUAAUUAUAAUUGUUCGAACACUUUCAACACUAGAAAAGCUUGUAAUCCUCAGAAUGUAAAUAUGGUUCUAGAAAAAAUAUCAAGCAUGUAUGGACCCGUCAAUGAAUCUUAGGAACUGAAAUAUUUAUUAUUGCUUACAUCAGUCAGUAUAUUUAGAACUGUAAUUGCUACUUAUUUUAUUGUAAAAAAUGUUCAGCAAAUUCAAGCAUCGAGACAGCUAUGUAUGUAGGUACAAAUAAAUGUACAUAAUUAGAUUAACUAAAAUUAUGCAAGUCUAUGGGUGACUUUAAAAAUAUAUGAAUGUUCCUUUUAAUUCUAGCAACCAAAUCACUUUCUAUUAUGUAAGUUGUAAUAUUUUUAUAAGUGAUGUUUUUAGAAUGUUAAGAAAAUUUUUGUAUGUGAUGAUUGCGUCUGCAUCUUCGGUGCCAAUUUUUUUUUUAUAUUGCUAUUAUAACUGCUGCUAAAUCCAGACUAGACUAUCAGUGUUAUAAUGUUGUUAUAAGUAACUACUUAUAGGAGCUUUGUAGUUAUAAGUUCUGCAAACAUCCAUUUAAAAUACUUUUCAGUUCUAUAUUAAUUCACGAAUUCGAGGAUGAAUGUUGUAGAUUGAUUUGGUAAGAAUUUCUUCAAUUUUGUAAAACAAAAAACAGGAAUGUCCGUCCCAUAACGUUCUUCAGUUAAUUCUCAUAAUUUAAGGCAUUUAAAAUGAAUGGUAUUCUAUACAGCUGUAGCAAUAUUUUUUUUACAGUUAUUAUUAUAAUGUUAAGUAUUUAUUAAUAAAAAUAAAGUCAAUUUUCGUAUACGAUUUUAA
Danaus plexippus (monarch butterfly) is the source of this 1767-nucleotide messenger RNA. RefSeq lists its product as uncharacterized. Bases 181 to 1068 code for a protein of 295 amino acids. The record is from RefSeq and is a predicted model, not a curated record. Lineage: Eukaryota; Metazoa; Arthropoda; Insecta; Lepidoptera; Nymphalidae. The transcript is spliced from 3 exons.